Molecule: messenger RNA, 2345 nt
Organism: Sphaeroforma arctica JP610
Lineage: Eukaryota; Ichthyosporea; Ichthyophonida
Exons: 2
Coding region: 455-2107 (550 amino acids)
Biological process (GO): regulation of transcription by RNA polymerase II
Cellular component (GO): transcription regulator complex
Molecular function (GO): DNA-binding transcription factor activity, RNA polymerase II-specific; RNA polymerase II cis-regulatory region sequence-specific DNA binding
Source: RefSeq, a predicted model, not a curated record
GGACUUCCGGUUAGGAAAAUUAUAUAUAAAAAAUGUGCGGCGAAAACAUCGUUCUAUUAUAAGGGUAAUCGAUCUAGCAACCUGGUUACAGAUUAACCGUUGCACUCGUAUGUACAUAACAAAGAAUUUCAGAUGCUAAUGCCGCAUAAGAUACAAAAGACACGCGUGGAUGAGUACUAGCAUACUAAGCAUAGAUACUGAUUUGCGUUGUAUAACUCAUAACUCACCACAGGAGAGUAAACCGACGUGCAUCUACAGACCUCAACCCGUGCUACUCUCAGUAGAGGAUUCGUACUUCGUGCAUUUGCAAGCCGGCUGCCUCUUUUCAUUUUGUCGUAACGCCCGUUUAUGUCUUGUUCUUCAUUUGAAUUCUUUACCAUUAGUGAUUUGUGAGAGGCUAUAUUAGCGAAUCGUCAAGUUCGGUAUACCGCACAGAACACCUCUUAUACAUGCCAUGUCCACUGCAAUGACAAGUGGGAACGGAGGUGGCGACAAUAUGGGUGGUGCUAAUGGGAAUGGCGGGGAUAAUAUGGGGGCUAAUGGAUUUGGUGACGGAGACGAUAAUAUACACAACGAUAAUGAUAGCCAGUCCGGCGACCAAAACGAGGACAACAGUCCGUGGACUCCCGAUAUAGAAGCUGCAUUCUUUGAUGCGUUGGUUCUAUAUCCACCUUGUGGGCGUAAAAAAAUUGUUUUAAACAAGGAAGGAAAAAUGUAUGGGCGCAACGAGCUGAUUGCCCAGUUUAUAUUCGAGCGAACGGGUAAGCAUCGUACACGAAAACAGGUUUCGAGUCACAUUCAAGUCCUGGCUCGUAGAAAACAACGCACAGGCGUCAAAGGGGAAGGCGGGGGUGGUGGGGGCGGCGGUGGGGGUGGUGUUAACUCAGACAAGAUUCGCAGUAAUGAUCAGCAUGGGCCUGGAGUCGGUCGCGGUAACCGUGGUAACAUGGACCAGUACGGCUAUAUGGGUCCCUCAGGCGGCCCACCCAAUGACAGGUACGGCCCUAAUAUGCACAAUGACAGGGCAGGAUAUAUGGGAGGCGGUCGUGGGGACUACUACGAACCACAGGUGGGAUACUCAGACAGACCAGGAAGGGGUGGUUACGGGAGUGUGCAGUAUGCUGGAGACGGCCCGUACGGUCCUGGGGGUCCAGGUAUGGACAGGGGGGGGUAUGUAAAUGGGUCUAUGGGACAGGGUGGGCCUGGUUAUGGUGGACUGCCUGAAAGCAGUGGACGGGAUCUGGCUAGGUUAGGGUCAGCGGGUUCACUAGGCGUCAACCAAGGUGGGCCUAUGGGACCACACCAAGUGCCUUCUGGAGUGCCUCAGUGGCAACAACCGGAUGACGGACCUAGAGGUCCCCCCGGGUUCGCAGUACACGAGCCAAGGCCUCGUUAUAGUACUGCUUCAGCCGAGUCCUUUGGCAUGCAACACCAAAUGGGGACCCCUGCAGCCAUGGGCGUCAGUGGGCAGCCCGUUGUCCGACCCGUGUUUGUCAACGCGUUCGUACAACUCUCACGUGACAGAGGUGCCAGCAUAACGGAUACACACGCCAUUCUACAGUACACGGGUAACGAGUUCUUUGAGGCGGAUAUGGAGACCGUCUACUCGUCGCAGAUUGCCGAUAAGCUGAGUGGGCUCGAGGAGAUAUUCCUGCGGGGUGCGCCUGACUCCUUUUAUGUGGUCAAGGGCUGGUUGGACCUGGACUAUAGCACCGUAGACUCCAAACGGUACAUGAUGGAGAGCAAAUACGAGAGCACUGCGUCGUUACAAGUGGCCCUGUUUACAAGGUUGUAUCUCAACGGCAACACGGUGUUCGAAGGCAUACAACACCCAGAGCCCCCGAUAAACGAGGGGGGUAUGGCGCAGUACAUGUUCUCGCAAGAGUGUCUGUGCGACUACGCUCGAGCAGUGCUGGACGAUUUGCAGACAUACUCUGACAUCGAUAUGAAGAAUCAGGUGCUGGAGAACUUCUCUAUACUCCAAGCGGUGACCGACAAUCGGGGGCAUGUGGUGAUAUGUGUGGUGUACCUGUUUGAAGUGAGCACCAUUUCAGGACAGGGAGGUCAGUUCAACGUGUACAGGCUGGCCAAUGAUCAGGAUAAUUAGAAUAGAGGAUGGGAUACAAGGAACGCGAAAUGUAGUUUUUUGGGUCUGAACGAAUUUGGGGUUUGGGUUAAAUAACGCCCAUUCAUAACCCCUACGAAAGUAUACGGGGCGCCCAUAUGCGCGUAUUGGAUAUAAAAGAUGUUGAUUGCUACAUACGUCUGGAAAUAGAUGAUUUGAGUACAGGCCUGUUGUCUCAGUUUUAUUUUAUUUAUCAUAAAGUAUCCCAAAUAGAAGUGUA